UUAUAAGCAGGAUUAGUUGGAACUUAAAUUAACUUGCUUGCGUAUACUACAUUGACUAAUGAACGAGUUUAGAAAUGGAUAUUGAACUGCUCACUUUUCUCAUUCAUGUUCAGCUACGACACUUAACUAAGCAAAUCAGCUACAACUAUUCCUCUUCUAUUCUCAAUUUCUCAUACUAUAUCUUAUGAUGAGGAUUUGAAUUGUGAGUGUUAGAUAUAAUGAGUAUUUCAACAUUUCUUGUAGUAGUUUUGUUCCUUGUGUGUUCAAUUCUAGUACUUGGUGAAGAAAAGUUAGAUAAAGAAACAACUUUUAGAGUGCUUUUGGAAGUGAAAAAAUCUUUUGUACAAGACCCAGAAAAUGUUUUGAGUGAUUGGUCAGAAGAAAACACAGAUUACUGUAGUUGGAGAGGUGUUUCAUGUGGUUUGAACUCGUUGGUUGAGGACUCAGUGCAUGUGGUGGGACUCAACCUUUCUUAUUCGUCACUCACUGGGUCAGUUUCACCUGAACUCGGUCGUUUGAAAAACUUGAUUUUUCUUGAUCUUUCUUCUAAUGGUCUCACGGGUCCUAUUCCAUUGAAUCUUUCUAACCUUGUUUCAUUGGAAUCUCUGCUUCUGUUUUCUAACCAACUCAAUGGCUCUGUUCCCACUGAGUUUGGCUCGCUGACGAGUCUCCGAGUCAUGCGACUCGGUGACAAUGCGUUAACCGGUAUGAUUCCGGCGUCUCUUGGGAAAUUGGUUAAGUUGGUGAGUCUUGGUCUAGCUUCAUGUGAGCUGACCGGGUCGAUUCCACCUGAACUCGGUCAACUCGGUCUCCUGGAGAAUCUGGUUCUGCAGGAGAACGAGUUGAUAGGUCCGAUUCCGUCCGAGUUAGGAAACUGCUCAAGCCUCAUAGCCUUCACUGCUGCUAACAACAAACUCAAUGGCUCAAUUCCGAGUGAAUUGGGUCAACUCGAGAAUCUACAAAUUCUCAACCUUGGUAACAAUAGUUUAACAGGGGAGAUUCCGAGUCAACUCGGUAAUAUGAGUGAACUCGUUUAUCUCAACUUCAUGGGGAACCAGCUUGAAGGUGCAAUUCCACCGUCUCUAGCUCAACUGGGUAACCUUCAAAAACUUGACUUGUCUAUGAACAAGCUCAGUGGAGGGAUUCCAGAGGAGUUCGGCGACAUGGGUCAGUUAAGUUUCAUGGUUCUGUCGGGUAACAACCUUAAUAAUGUCAUACCAAGAACAAUAUGUUCCAAUGCAACAAAUUUGGAGCAUUUGAUGCUAUCAGAAAGUGGACUUUAUGGUGAGAUUCCAGCUGAACUGAGUCAGUGUCAGUCACUGAAACAACUUGACUUGUCGAACAAUUCACUCAAUGGAUCCAUACCUCUUGAGAUUUAUGGGUUGGUGGAGUUAACUGAUCUUUUGCUAAACAACAAUAGCUUGGUUGGUUUCAUCUCUCCAUUCAUAGGAAACUUCAGCAACUUGCAGACACUUGCAUUGUAUCACAACAAUUUGAAGGGUGAUCUUCCGAGAGAGAUUGGAAUGCUUGGGAAGUUGGAAAUUUUAUAUCUUUAUGAUAAUCAAUUAUCUGGGGCUAUACCUAUGGAGAUUGGUAACUGUUCGAGUUUGCAAAUGAUUGAUUUCUUUGGCAACAGAUUCAAGGGGGAAAUUCCCAUCACUAUUGGAAGGCUGAAAGAGUUGAAUUUUCUUCACCUCAGGCAGAAUGAGCUUGUGGGUGAAAUUCCUGCCAGUUUAGGUAACUGUCAUAAACUGAAGAUCAUGAGUUUGGCUGACAAUCGGCUCUCCGGUGCAAUUCCUGCAACAUUUGGAUUCCUCGACUCAUUGCAACAGCUCAUGCUCUACAACAAUUCUCUUGAAGGUAACCUUCCUCACCAGUUGAUAAAUAUAGCAAACUUGACUAGAGUGAAUCUUUCAAAGAACAGACUGAAUGGUAGUAUAGCUGCACUAUGUAGCUCUCAAUUGUUUAUUUCUUUUGAUGUUACCGACAAUGAGUUUGAUGGUGAAAUUCCGCCUCAAUUGGGAAACUCACCUUCCCUGAAGAGGCUAAGUUUAGGCAACAACAAUUUUUCUGGUGAAAUUCCAAGGACCUUGGGAAAACUUCAUCACCUGUCAUUGUUAGACCUGUCAGGAAAUUCGCUCACCGGACCAAUACCCACCGAGCUUUCUUUGUGUAAUAAACUGGCUUACAUUGAUUUAAACAGUAAUCUUCUUAAUGGACAAAUACCGUCAUGGUUUGGAAAAUUGCCUCAGUUGGGAGAGCUUAAGCUCUCUUCCAAUAACUUUUCUGGACCUCUUCCAUUAGGCCUAUUCAAAUGCUCCAAAUUACUAGUUCUCUCUCUCAAUGACAAUUCACUCAAUGGAAGCCUCCCAGCUGAUAUAGGAGAGCUUACAUAUCUUAAUGUCCUCCGACUUGACAUUAAUGAGUUCUCGGGACCAAUUCCUCGCGAGAUAGGUAAGUUGAGCAAGCUUUAUGAGCUUCAACUCUCUAGGAAUAGCUUUAAUGGUGAAAUGCCAAGUGAGAUCGGAAAGCUUCAAAAUCUACAAGUCAUUUUAGACCUUGGUUACAAUAAUCUCUCAGGUGGCAUACCACCUUCUCUAGGGACUAUGUCGAAAUUAGAAACACUUGAUCUUUCCCACAAUCAACUCACUGGUGAAAUCCCUCCACAAGUUGGUGAAAUGAGCAGCUUGGAAAAGCUUGAUCUCUCUUUCAACAACCUUCAAGGGAAAUUGGACAAGAAAUUCUCCCGGUGGCCAAAUGAGGUAUUUAAAGGAAACUUAAAUCUUUGUGGAAGCCCUCUUGACCGUUGUGAAGGUGAUGAUACUUCUGGCAGUAAGCCGUCGGGCCUAAGCGAGUCAUCGGUAGCGAUAAUAUCUGUCGUUUCAACUUUAGCCGCAAUUGCACUAUUGAUACUUUCAGCAAGAAUCUUCUGCAAAAACAAGCAAGAUUUUUCAAGGGAAGACAGCAAAGUGACUUCUUAUGUCUACUCUUCCUCUUCGUCACAAGCACAGAGACGACCGCUUUUCCAGCUAAGAGCUGCUGGAAAGAUGGAUUUCAGGUGGGAAGAUAUUAUGGAUGCAACGAACAAUCUAAAUGAUGAGUUCAUGAUUGGGUCAGGAGGUUCAGGGAAAAUCUACAAAGCUGAGUUGGCCACUGGAGAGACUGUUGCUGUCAAGAAGAUUUCAUCAAAAGACGGUUUUCUGCUAAACAAAAGCUUCUUGAGAGAAGUUAAUACACUGGGGAGAAUAAAGCAUAGACAUCUGGUGAAGCUAAUAGGGUUCUGUAGCAAUAGAAACAAAGGAACGGGUUGGAAUCUAUUGAUAUAUGAGUAUAUGGAGAAUGGAAGUUUAUGGGAUUGGCUUCAUGGAAAACCAGGCAAUGCGAGGAAAGUAAAGAAGAGCCUUGAUUGGGAGACAAGGUUCAAAAUUGCUGUGGGAUUAGCUCAAGGAGUGGAGUACCUGCACCACGAUUGUACGCCGAAGAUCAUUCACAGAGAUAUCAAAUCAAGCAACAUAUUGCUAGAUUCCAAAAUGGAGGCACACUUGGGAGAUUUUGGACUGGCAAAAGCACUCAUUGAAAGUGAUGAUGACUCGAACACUGAGUUGAAUUCUUGUUUUGCCGGGUCUUAUGGCUACAUGGCUCCAGAGUAUGCGUUCUCCCUGCAUUCAACAGAAAAAAAUGAUGUUUUCAGCAUGGGAAUAGUUCUUAUGGAACUUGUUAGUGGUAAAAUGCCAACAAGUGACUUUUUUGGAGCUGAUAUGGACAUGGUGAGAUGGGUAGAGAUGCAUAUUGACAUGCAUCGCUCUACCUGUGAGAAAUUGAUAGACCCUGAACUGAAACCUCUUUUACCUAGUGAAGAGUUUGCUGCAUUUCAAGUGCUUGAGAUAGCCUUGCGGUGCACGAAAGCUACACCACAGGAGAGGCCGUCUUCAAGGAAAGCAUGUGAUCUUCUUCUCCAUGCAUUCAACAACAGAAUGACAGACUUUGGGAAGAAGAAUCUGGAUAAUUACAAGUAAACUUGUUUCCAAAGACUGAAAUGAAACGUAGUAUUGCCAAACUUGUGUCCAUGAACCUUUUUUGCUCAUUUGUUUUUCUUUUUUCAUAUUUAAAUUGUAAAGAAACAGUGGCAUAGUUGCUGUUAUGAUGUACAUGUUACAACCAUUAACAAAAUGUGACAGUACUUUCCAUUAAUUUUCAUUGUAAGAUUCUAUAAUAUAACAAUAUCCUUGCCUCAUGUCUUUCAAACAUGAGACAAUAAUCAAAGGUGGUUCUUUCUUUAACUA
Molecule: messenger RNA, 4283 nt
Organism: Lathyrus oleraceus (garden pea)
Lineage: Eukaryota; Viridiplantae; Streptophyta; Magnoliopsida; Fabales; Fabaceae
Product: LRR receptor-like serine/threonine-protein kinase GSO1
Exons: 2
Coding region: 219-4016 (1265 amino acids)
Biological process (GO): protein phosphorylation
Molecular function (GO): protein binding; ATP binding; protein kinase activity
Source: RefSeq, a predicted model, not a curated record